Rubroshorea leprosula is the source of this 725-nucleotide messenger RNA. Lineage: Eukaryota; Viridiplantae; Streptophyta; Magnoliopsida; Malvales; Dipterocarpaceae. The record is from the annotation of a GenBank genome assembly.
UUCAUGCUAUAUAUACAUCAUAUAGCUCCAGUACUUAGGACGUACGAGGUGACCAGGUUGCAUCUCCGGAACCUGAACAACUCAGAUUUUUUAAUUUUUUGGUGUAAUAUAUACUACUUCAGAAGUUAAUUCAGAACUCAGAUGAUGAUCAUGGAGAACCAAAAAUAUGAGCGCGUCUUCAAUCACUUUGAUGAGAAUGGAGAUGGGAAGAUAUCGCCCUCAGAGCUGCAACAGUGCGUGGCAGCCAUAGGUGGUGAGCUGUCGCUGGUGGAGGCGGAGGUGGCUGUGCAGGAGUUGGACUCCGACGGGGACGGGUUGCUGUGUAUGGAGGAUUUUGUGAGGAUGGUGGAAGGAGGCGAGGAGGAAGAGAGGGUGAAGGAUUUGAGAGAGGCUUUUAAGAUGUACGAGAUGGAUGGGGGUGGGUGUAUUACGCCGAAGAGCUUGAAGAGGAUGCUUAGUAGAUUAGGUGAGUCCAGGAGUUUAGAUGAAUGUAAGGUUAUGAUUGCCCAGUUUGAUCUCAAUGGUGAUGGGGUUCUGAACUUUGAUGAAUUUAGAGCCAUGAUGUUAUGAUCACCCCAUAUAUAUGCUUCUUAAUACUUAUGUGAUCAGAUUUAUGUAAUUAUAUAUGGUUAGUUCCUUCAUUCAUUCAUUGCACUCACAGCAUCAUAUCUGGGUGUGGUGACACUCCCUUUCCCCCUAUUUCCCCCAUGUUAUGAUCACCUUAA